CCACAUUAAGCCGCAGCGAUGACGAAAGAAAUCGCUUUAACGACCAAGGUCCAGCAGGGGACGCCGUAUCAGCUCGAUCCCAAUCAGACCCUCAAAGCAGCUCAAGCCCUUGUCAGUCACAUCCAGAAAGAGCAGAAGCGCCUUGAGAGCGCAUCCGAGAAAAAGGACCUCCUAGCCACCGGCGACGGCGAAGACGAAGCACACGAGAAGGUCCCCGUCUGGCUCAUCCUGGGAACGAAGAAAUUCAUACAAGACCAGAAGCGCCUGAAGCCCUCAAAGAUUGCUCUACCCCACCCAUUCGGCUCUCCCGAUGCGAGAGUGUGUUUGAUCACGGUGGACCCUCAGCGCGCCUUCAAGAAUCUGAUCGCUGAACCGACUUUCCCAGCCUCUGUUUCUUCCCGAAUUUCUCGAGUCAUUGGUAUUAGUAAAUUGAAAGCUAAAUAUAAGAGCUACGAAUCCCGGAGACAACUCUUCGCCGAGUACGACGUCUUCCUCGCCGAUGAGAGAAUAGUGACAUUUUUAGUUGCUACGCUGGGAAAGAUCUUCUACGGUACAACUGCAAAGAAACCACUGCCUGUCAACUUGACGGCCGGAGUGAAGACUCAGAAAGACGAGAAUGGGAAGAAAUCCAAAGUCGGUGUCAAGAAGGGUGAGACGGUAGUUGGAACCCCAGAGGCGGUUGGAAAGGAAAUUGGGGCAGCUCUGAACGCUGCACUCGUUCACAUCAGCCCAAGCGUGUCUACCGCUAUUCGAGUGGCCACGGCGGAUAUGGCUCCCAAGGACAUCGCCGAGAACGUGGAGGCAGUGGUCGAAGGCUUGACAGCUAAAUUCGUGUCAAAGGGAUGGCGGAACGUGCGGAGCGUGCAUAUCAAAGGUCCUAACACGAUGGCUCUACCAGUCUGGCUGGCGGAAGAGUUGUGGGUUGAGGAUGCAGAUGUGCUGGAAGAGAAGUGGAAGCCGAAGGAGUUUGUCAGGGAAGAGGGUCUCAGCAAGAAGAAGCGGAAGUGGGAAGAAUGGGAGGACGAGAUGCUUGACGAUGAUGAGAAGGUCCUUAUUCGGGAGAGGAAGCCGAAGAAGUCGAAGAAGGUCAAGAAGCCGGAGGCGGACAAGGCCGUCGUAGAUGACCUUGCCAAAGAGACCGCAUCGCGGAAGCAGAAGCUCAAGGAGCAAAAGACAGAGGCUUUGAAAGCGAUUGAAGCACCUCCGAUCAAAGCGCCGGAGGUGAUCGAGAAGAAGAAGAAGUCAAAAAAGCGGCAAGCUGUGGCGGCGUAGUGUGUUCCACGGCUAGGUUUGUCGGAAAAUGGCGUUAUGGAUACGAUAUCAUGGCAACUGUGAGGUAGAAAUACUGUUCAUUCUCUUCCCAUCUUCAUACACAUUGACUAUACAUUUCGUGCCGGGCUGUCCUCAAGCAUGAUGCAAAGCCCCUGACUCCAACUCCUAACCGUUCCAGUACAUCUCGCUUUCACAGCUCGAUCUGGCCUCCUUCCUUUUGGACCGUGAGCUCUUUCGAUUUCCCGUGGACUGGACCAUAAUAGGUCUUGAACACAUCAAUCAACACCUUGUCGGUCAAUUGCAUGUGUCCGCCUUCCGUCUCCUUGAAGACUAGUCCUCCCUUCUCAUCCAACUUCUUCAACCCAAUCCAAUCUUCUUUAUAUAUCGUCCGAUUCCGCAAUGGCUCCACAACCCCAGACGUUAGGUUCGUCACCUGCGCGAACCACCCGGACGCUUUGGGGAUAACGGUCGUAUCGUCCU
Molecule: messenger RNA, 1752 nt
Organism: Mytilinidion resinicola
Lineage: Eukaryota; Fungi; Ascomycota; Dothideomycetes; Mytilinidiales; Mytilinidiaceae
Product: ribosomal protein L1
Exons: 3
Coding region: 19-1272 (417 amino acids)
Source: RefSeq, a predicted model, not a curated record